Messenger RNA from Amyelois transitella, 4362 nucleotides. RefSeq names its product lipoma-preferred partner homolog. Bases 94 to 1350 code for a protein of 418 amino acids. The transcript is spliced from 3 exons. Lineage: Eukaryota; Metazoa; Arthropoda; Insecta; Lepidoptera; Pyralidae. Gene Ontology annotation, biological process: cell-cell adhesion. The record is from RefSeq and is a predicted model, not a curated record. Gene Ontology annotation, cellular component: stress fiber; focal adhesion.
UCAAACAAUGAAACUGGGUGUUGUUUUAUUUUGUUUUUACAAAAUUGCGAUUAAUUAUUAAAAUUAAAUUACGUUAAAUCAGCCACUGCCAUUAUGAAUACUUUGGAGAAAGAAUUAUCCGAUCUCCGGAUUUACGCCAACGAAUUGGAUGCGAAACUACGAGAUGACAUCAAAGCCACCAAGAAGAAGAUUACACCGAAAAGAAAAGUAAACCCACCGUUCCCGCAGAUACCUCAAAGUUCCACGGUGAGGGCUGCAUGCGAGCCCUCAUACACUUCUAAACUUGAGACCGGUAGUCGCACGAGCUCUACGUACUCUAACCUGGUGCCAGUGAAGAGUUUUAUUGUAAGAAAUAAUCCUCGUUCGAGAAGUGGCGAUGUUCUCUUAUACACUAAUUUAUUACCGCCAGGAGGCACGAAUCACGUAUACUCUAAUAUUCCCAUGCAGCAAAAUAUUGCCGAGAGCAUUUACGGCGACAGAGAUACAAGAUCUGAGAUCUCAAGGCUCAGUGAUUUGGGGGCGCAGUCGAAUUACAGCGAGCUAAGGCGGCCCGGGUCGGCGUAUCCACCUUCCUCGGCUUCUGUUAACGCUCAAGACUUUUCAACUUAUGGAGGCUCGCAGACAUCAUCAACUUAUGAGUCAUUGUACGAGCCAAUAAACCCGAGACCAUGUAGCCAAAUGUCUGGUACGUCUUUGUACAGUGGUUAUGUUGGCACCAGAGUGGAACCCACGCCGGAACCAGAAAAGGCACUGUAUUGUGGAAAUUGUUACAAAUGCGGAGAGAAAAUUAUGGGAGAAACUACUGGAUGUACUGCGAUGGAGAGGAUUUACCAUAUUGCAUGCUUCUGUUGCCAAGAGUGCGGAAUAAACUUGCAGGGCCGACCGUUCUAUACAGUCCAGGGCAAGGCGCUCUGCGAGAAGGACUACCUGGCCACGCUGGAGAAGUGUUCUAUAUGUGGCGACCCUAUCCUAGACCGCAUCCUGCGGGCCACGGGCAAGCCGUACCAUCCCCGGUGCUUCACCUGCGUGGUAUGCCAUAAGAGUCUAGACGGGAUACCGUUCACAGUCGAUGCAGUGAAUCGUAUUCAUUGCAUUGAAGAUUUUCAUAGAAGAUACGCGCCCCGCUGCGCCACCUGCCGGGAGCCUAUCAUACCAGAAGGCGGCAAGGAGGAGACUGUCCGCAUCGUAGCCCUGGACAAGAGCUUCCACAUCGCCUGCUACGCCUGUGAAGACUGCGGCAUGUCACUAUGUUCCCGCGAGGAAGGUCUCUGCUUCCCUUUAGACGGCCAUCUUUAUUGCAGGGAGUGUAACGCGAGGCGUAUACAAGAUUUGUCAAGGAAUAUCAGCUAAUUUGGUGGGUUGAGAUUGAUUGAUCAAUAUAUUUUUACUAGCUUUCCGCCCGCGGCUUUGCCCACGUGUAAUUCGGUUAUAUAUAGCGUUUUUUAAUGAUCUCGACAGGGCUUUUUCUUCCACAGGCUGAAAUCUUGUUACAACUGGAAUUAAAUAUAGCCUGUGUUACUCAGGGAUGAUGUAGCUUUCUAAUGGUGAAUGUUUGAAAUCGAUUCAGUAGUUUCGGAGUUUAUCGAUUACAUGUGUAAACAAACAAACAUAUAAAAAAAAUAGAUUGUUCCUCUUUAUAAUAUUAGUAGAAAGUUGUCAUACAAAGUCUUUUUUUUAAGGAUGGGAAAUCAUGACCUCUCCCGCUCUGGGUGGAACGGAAAGGAGUGUCAGACUUUUACUGACUAAAACCCACCUCGUUCCUUCAGUUGCCCUUUGCGUUCCGGGGCCACGGUAUCUCGUUAGAACUUUCCCGCAGCCCCGGCUCAGUUUAUCCCGUUUCCCCCCCUUGGGGGUUGACAUUUCAAAAAUCCCUUCUUAGUGCUCACUUAUGUUACUAAAGGAACCUCUGUUCAAAAUCUCAGACUCCUAUACCGAGCGGUUUCGGCUGUGCGUUAAUAAAUCAGUCACCCAAUCGCACCCCCUAAAUCACGAUUGGAGGGUAGUUUGAAAAAACUUAUAAUGUCAAACAUAUUUACUUGCCUAUGUACGUGUUCAUGCCAAGUUUCAAGUUUAUAAACCCAAAGAAUAAGAUUUUUCAUAGAAACGUUUUUACCCCUUUUCCCCCCCUUGGGGGUUGAAUUUCCAAAAAUCCUUUCUUAGUGCUCCCCUACAUAUCCCAAGGAACCUACAUUCCAAAUUUCAGCUGUCUACGACCAGUAGUUUCGACUGUGCGUUGUCUGUCAGUCAGUCACUCAGUAACGGAAGAGUUUUAUAUAUAUAGAUUUUAAAAGUUCUUCUUUUAAGAAAGGUCUCUCCUUCCCCUAAGACGGCCAUCUAUAUUAAAGGGAGUGUAAUUUGAGGUGUAUACAGGAUUUGCCAAGGAAUAUCAGCUAAUUUGGUGGGUUAAGAUCCAGUCGCCCAUAAAAUUAAGAUUCUUCCGUAUAGCGAUGGGCUAGCAGAUAGGCGAUGGGCUGGCUUAUAGAAAUAGCAACUGAUUUGGUCGGUUAAGGUCGCGUCUAAUUAUAAAAAGGUUCUACUCUAAGAAAGAUCUCAUGGAGUGUAAUUUGAGCUACGAGGGGUUAAGAUCAAGCCUAAUUAAAAAAACUACAUCAAGUAAGAUUUUCCCUUUACAAUGAAAUCUAUGAUUAAUCGAGGCAUGUACAACCUUAACCCUGAUGCAAUUAAUUAACUUAGGAAUUGAUCACUUGUCCAACUCAAAAUGUUCUAAAAAGUCCUGUCGACUCCAAUUUAUUAAAGAACCAGAAUAAAGUAAUAGAUUAUUAUACUCAAGUUGGCAUGCGUUUUUUGGUAAUAAUAUAUAUAAUUCACAGAUAUUCUAUGUACUGCUUGAAAAACAAAAAUAUUCAAUGCAUGUUUUGGAGCUAAUUUUUUUUUAAAGUAGAAGAAACAUCUUUGGUUAAAAAAAAAAUAUUUUAUCUUUGUAACUUAAGUAGUAGAGUAAGUGUUCUAUCUACGUCUAUUGUCUAUGUUUCAUUAGUAAGUAAAAUAACGUCGGCAUUUACAAUAUGUAACAUAAACCCUGUUUGAUCUGAAAGGGGCAUGUGCACCUAGGUGACAAGUUAAAAAAUUAAGUAAAGAAAUUUAUGCCAUUACUAAAUAAUGUGGAUUUGCAAAAAACCUGUAGUAUUGUUUUGUAUUCUUUUGUAAGUGGCGCUUAAUUCAGCGCAUUUCGUUGCUUUUUGUAGGAGGUGUUAAUUUCGGCGCUUUUUGUACAUGUUUGUUAAAUUCGUCGCUUUUUGUAGAUGUCGCUAAAUUCACGCUGCAGCGGCGGAUAAAAGUUAGUUAUAUAAUUAAAUGCGCAAAUUUAAAAAGAUUGGUUCAUUUUCAUUUAGGCCAUAACGCGUGAAUAGACAAAACAAACUUACUUUCGCAUUUAAGUAUAAUAUGAGUUGGAAUGUAGAAUUUUCUUUAAUUUUCCUGAUAUAUAUCAACAUCGAAAAUAAAAUUAAAUAUUUCUGUAGUAAAACCGCUUUAGAAAAUGACGUUCGCGGGUGAAACGGGUUUUUGUUACACAUCGUGUAAUUAUUACUAUUGAGAUAAACAUUCCUAAAUGCAUUUAUAUAAACGUAGAAUAAAGGCUGUGUAGAACUGAUUUUAUACAAUGGUUUACAGUAUUAUUGUUGAAUGGGAAUUUUCAUGUGAUUCUAUUUUAAGUUUAUGCUAAGAUAUUAUAGUAAGACAUUGAUUUAAUUGUACAUUUUGAGAUAUAUUUUACGCCUGUCGGAAUUGCUUAAUACAAAAUGGUAUUUGUAUUUUGUAAGCCUAACAAAUAGUGCCAUGUUACUUUUAUACAUUAUUUGGGUUGUGUCAUGUAAUUUAAACGCGUAUAUUUAUACAGUUUUAGAAAUAAGAAUUAAGAAAAGCACGCUUGUGUGUGUAUGUACUUAAUACCUAAUGUUUAAGUAAUAUUAUAUCUAUGUAUCUGAAAAAAUUACUCAGUAAGCUUUUAUAUCACAAAUUUAUCCUCUUAACUUUUAAAAGAGAUCCUCAUUUUAUGAAAUCGGUUAAAUAUCUCAACCUUCUACUAAGUGUAAGAAACACCGCAUCAAAAUCGGUUUAGCGAAACGCGAGAUAAUCGCGGACAAACAUGUACACACGUCAAACCGAGAACCGCCUUUUUUUAAUGCGGUUAAAACAUGUACAAAAGUAUGAUACUCCACUGAAGUUUUCCCUUCAAAGGAAAAAUCCAAAACCGGUUUGAAAAAGUUAUCGACGAUUAGAUAUACAUAGUUAUACAGCUUAAUAUUUAGGCGUCCUAGUCAGAGUUUACUUUGUGUAAGCUGCUGGUGUGUUUGUGUAUUAUUUUGCAUCAAUGUUAUGUAAGUAUUGUGGCAGUGAUAA